Messenger RNA from Aspergillus melleus, 330 nucleotides. RefSeq lists its product as uncharacterized. NCBI's taxonomy places the organism in Eukaryota, Fungi, Ascomycota, Eurotiomycetes, Eurotiales, Aspergillaceae. The record is from RefSeq and is a predicted model, not a curated record. Bases 1 to 330 code for a protein of 109 amino acids. The transcript has a single exon.
AUGCACCAAGUCGGCGUCCCAGUCGUGGUCGACCAGUUCGAGGGCAUGCCACACUGCUUCGCAAUGAUGAUGAUGGAGACCUCGGCUGGACGACGGUUCUUCGACGGAAUGGCCAAUUUUUGCAGUGACGCGGUCGCGAACACGGUCAAGUCGACCGGACAUAUCAACUACAUCACCUACAAACUGCGUUCGACUCACAAAGUCUCCCUGGAUGAUGCCGUGCCUCUCUCCGACGAGGAGGUUGACGAGCGAUUGCGUAGAUGCAGUACUUGGCGCGUGGAAGGGGAGAAACAGCUUUUGGAGGAAUGGUCUGGGAGAGCGAAGCUUUGA